Molecule: messenger RNA, 988 nt
Organism: Armigeres subalbatus
Lineage: Eukaryota; Metazoa; Arthropoda; Insecta; Diptera; Culicidae
Product: exosome complex component RRP41-like
Exons: 1
Coding region: 8-931 (307 amino acids)
Biological process (GO): poly(A)-dependent snoRNA 3'-end processing; rRNA catabolic process; U4 snRNA 3'-end processing
Cellular component (GO): nuclear exosome (RNase complex); cytoplasmic exosome (RNase complex); nucleolus
Source: RefSeq, a predicted model, not a curated record
UCUGUUUAUGAAUGAAAUUGCUGAAACUGCAUUUUUUAUGAAUGUGUUGCUCAAACACACAUACGAAGCCUGCACCUCCGAACCGACGAACAAGACAAAGCGAACAGAAUAUAAACAAAACCACGCGCGAAGUGAAGCCGUUGUUGUGUUAUUCCAAACCUCCAAACAGAAAAGUGCUAUAAAUAAGAAAAUAAUGGAACUCCUAUCGGAUGAAGGUCUCCGUCUGGACGGGCGGCGAGCCAACGAACUGCGUCGCAUUCAGUGCAAACUGGGGGUAUUCAGCCAGCCGGAUGGAAGCGCCUACAUUGAGCAGGGCAACACCAAGGUGCUGGCCGCCGUUUACGGCCCACAUCAAGCUCCGGCGAAAAAGAGCAGCCACGAAGAGGUCAUCGUCAACUGUCAGUACAGUAUGGCCACCUUCUCCACCGGCGAGCGGAAAAGGAGACCCAGAGGUGACCGGAAAAGUCAAGAAAUGACAAUCCAUCUUCAGCAAGCGCUGAGUGCGGCCAUCAAGACGGAACUGUAUCCGAAAUCGCAGAUCGAUGUUUACAUAGAGGUACUAAUGGCAGAUGGCGGCAAUUACUGUGCUUCGGUCAACGCAGCCACCCUGGCUCUCAUCGAUGCGGGUAUCUGUCUGAAGGAAUACGUUUGCGCUUGCACGGCCUCGCUGGCCGGUAAGAUACCUCUGAUGGAUGUGUCCAAUUUGGAAGAAAUGAGCGGAGGACCAACAUUGACGGUAGCAUCACUGCCCAGCAGCGGGAAGAUUGCCUUCAUGGAAAUGUCCCAACGAUUCCAUCUCGAUCAUCUACCCAAGGUGUUGGAAACGGCCCUGCAGGGAUGCCGAGAAGUUCAGAAAAUCAUCGACCAAGCUGUCAGGGAACACGUAACCCAGUUGGGACAGGCAGGGGAUUGGGGAAGUUUAGCGAAAUAAAGGUUGAAGCUUUUUUAACGGUUUAACGAUUUGUUAAUGAAGCGUUUAUUAAUGAUA